AUGGGAGACCUGGAGUGUGGGUUUGAGGAAAUGCAAGGAGUGAGACUGGGAUACCUGCUCAUCAAAGGGAAGCAAAUGUUUGCUUUGUCUCAGGUCUUCACCGACCUGCUGAAGAACAUCCCUCGGACCACGGUGCACAAGCGCAUGGACUACCUGAAGGUGAAGAAGCACCAGUGCGACCUGGAGGAGCUCCGGAAGCUCAAGGCAAUAAACUCCAUUGCUUUCCACGCCGCCAAGUGCACCCUCAUAUCGCGGGAGGACGUGGAGGCUCUGUACAUCUCCUGCAAGACGGAGCGGGUGUUGAAGUCGGCAAAGAAGAGGAACGCGAAAGCGGCGUGCCGCCGCGCGGACGGCGAGGAGGAGCACGCGCCGCCGGGCGUCCUGCGCGCGGACGCGGAGCUGAUGUGGAAGGAAAAAGUUUGGUUCAGUUUGCACGGCGUCCCGCAGAACCUCGCGCUGCACGGCAGAACGGGGAGGAGAAGGGAGCUGGGUCCUUCCUCUUGCCUUACCGACGCCAAACUACCUCAGUUUUACCACAAAGCCCACGGACGGGAUUACCGUUGGACGGCUAAAUCCAGCCACAAACACUUUAAAAACUAUGAAACCGACAAAUCUGCAGGGAACAGACUCGCUGUGAGCCAAAGGCACGCGCAUUUCCGGCAGCCGGUGCUGUUUCCGUCCCCCGCCGCAGCGGCAGCUCAGUCCAGGCUCUCGCGCUCAGCCGGCGAGCCGCUCCACAAAAGGAAGAGGAGGCGCGAGGGGGGCGGCCGGAGCAAACACGCGCAUCUGCACGCGCCGCCGGUGCUGCUGGUCCAGCCCAAAACCUCUGGAGCUUCUUUCGGCGCUUUCCACCUCCCCCCGGAUUUCUAUCUGGACCCGCGACCGCACCACCAUCACCACCACCACCACCAUCAUCACCACCACCACCACGGCAACAGCAACAACGAGUCCGACUUCCCGGAGAGCAGCGACACCGAGUCCUGCAGCACAUACUCGGACCCGCCGUGCCGGGACUCGGACUUCGGCUCCGGCUUCUCCAGCAGCAGCAGCAACAGCUCCGAGGAGGAGGAGGAGGAGGAGGACGAGGAUGACACCCCGUCGGAAAGCUCAGAGGUCAGUUCAGAUGAAGACGAGGAGAGCUCGUCUCAGUCCGACUCCAGCUCCGUUUCAAGUCGGGUUUCGGUCCAAAGCAUCCGGUUCAGACGUGCGCGGGUGGGUCUCCACCCCGGUAAAGCGCCCUUGGUUCUGCAGCCCACCUUUCGCUACGACGACCACCAGCAGCACAGGACGCUGAGUCAUGCCGACAGCAGGCAGAGCAAACAUCAAAAAUGCGACUUUGGUGGAGCGAGAAAGGACUCUUUGCAGUUCAGUCCGGCUGCGGAGGGGCGCGUUUUCACCGAGCCCGCAAAAGGCAAAGGGCGUGAGGCCGAUCCGAGCAGGGCUGAGGAGGAGCCGGUCCCUUACGACCCGAGCGAGGCCUCUCACGCAGCCUCGUUCGGGUGCCGGGGGUUCGACCCUGGCAAGCUCCAAAAAGCCGCCGACAAGCGGGAGAAGCCGAAGCCGAGCCCUCCGCCGAAAAGAAUAAAGACCGAGCCCGAGGAGCCCCCCGCGACCGCCUUCCCCCACGCCGACAGCGGCAGGACAGCCUUCAGCCUCGGCAACGUGAAGGUGAAAGUGGAGGAAAGCUGCGACGAGUAUGAAUACCUGCAGAGCCCGGCCGCCGCGCUCAAAUGCAAAGGAGAUAGGGCGGAUCUCGGCGGAGCCGUCAGACACGGAGGCUUUCCCAGCAGCGGGAUUAAAGCCGCGGAGAAAAGCCCAGACGCGGCCCCCAGGUCCCCCUGCGGUCCUCAGCAGCGCAGGAGCAGCCAGGACGCUCCGUGCGCGGAGGAGGGGGAGCAGCAGCAGCAGCAGCAGAGAAACAAAACCUGCAGGGCUCCGGGGCGGGAGGCCAAGAAACCCCGAGUUUCCAGGGCGCACAUAAAGCAGAACGUGCCCGAAGUCAACAAGGCUCCCUCUUCCUCCUCCUCGUCUUCUUCGUCCUCUUCAGCCGCGGAGGAUUUACGCAGCAGACGCAAACGCAGCACCGCCAGCGGCGCAGCAGCGGCGGCGGCGGCGGCUGCCCUCGCUAAGACGCCUUUCAGCCUCAUGGCAAACUUCCCAUCCCCGCCGUCGCUCCUCGUUGACAGCAACGGGGAUUUGUGCCCUGCUUACUCCCUGAGCUCGCUGAGGGGCCCCGGGCCUCCUCCUCCGUCCCACCCCGUGUGGAGGUGGCAGCCAGGCGGCCAGAUUCUCCCUCCCCCACAGCACACUCAGAGAACGAGGAAAUACUGAGCUGAGCUGAGAGAAGAAAAAAAAAAGCCCCAACGAUGUCAGUCUCAAACCAAACACGUAGCCUGUGAUCACUCACCCUUUUGCCUUUAUAAUAUUUUUCAAACUUUUUGUUUCUCUCAACCGGGGUUUACAUUCCGUUUCCAUCCCCCCUCCCCAAACCCCACCCGAAGGAAAAAGCCACAAUAUCCCACUCGAAGCCUCCACAGGACUGCGAGACCCAUCCUGUGGAUUAUUGCCUGAAAAAAAAAACACCUCUUUUCCAAAUAAGCUAUUGAUUCUAAGCAAUAUGUGUUGCUCUCAAUUUAGUUUUGCUCUUCUCAUCCGGUUUCCUGGUUUGGCCCCGACCUGACGGAUCGUCUGGGCAGCAGGGUUUCAUGCGGUUCUUUGUCUAAAAAGAGGAACCCCGUUUUUUUUUUU
Molecule: messenger RNA, 2748 nt
Organism: Fundulus heteroclitus (mummichog)
Lineage: Eukaryota; Metazoa; Chordata; Actinopteri; Cyprinodontiformes; Fundulidae
Product: SKI/DACH domain containing 1
Exons: 1
Coding region: 1-2331 (776 amino acids)
Source: RefSeq, a predicted model, not a curated record